This is a messenger RNA of Elephantulus edwardii (Cape elephant shrew), 2229 nucleotides long. RefSeq names its product zinc finger CCCH domain-containing protein 18-like. Gene Ontology annotation, molecular function: metal ion binding. The transcript has a single exon. Lineage: Eukaryota; Metazoa; Chordata; Mammalia; Macroscelidea; Macroscelididae. The coding region runs from base 7 to 2229 and encodes 740 amino acids. The record is from RefSeq and is a predicted model, not a curated record.
GAACCGAUGCCUGCCGCCCAGGAGGACGGAGCUGAGCGAGCAGGGGCCGAGGGGAGCGAGGAGAAGGGGGAAGGGGCCCGGGAGGAGGAGGACCCCUCCCCAGACGCUGUGAAGGAGAAGAAAGAGGACGAUGAUGGGGAGAUCGAAGACGGGGAGAUUGAAGAUGAUGACCUUGAAGAAGGUGAGGUUAAGGACCCCAGUGACAAGAAGGUGAGGCCUCGUCCCACCUGCCGCUUCUUCAUGAAAGGAAACUGCACCUGGGGCAUGAACUGCAUGUUCAUCCACCCUGGCAUCAACGACAAGGGCAACUACUCCCUCAUCACCAAAGCCGAGCCCUUCCCGCCCAACGGCUCCCCACCGCUAGGUCCGCCGCCGCUGAUGCCCGCCGAUCCCUGGGGGUGCCCAGUAGUUGAUGAGAUUCUGCCUCCACCACCUCCCGCGCCCGCGACACAGAUUGCAUGGGAGCGAGGACUCUGGCACGCCAAGGAGGUUUCUAAAAAAGCCGAUAUCCGGAAGGAGCAGGAGCCUGACUUGGAAGAGAAGAGGCUCACUGUGACCAUCGGCGAGGACGAGCGCGAGUUCGACAAGGAAAACGAGGUGUUCCAAGACUGGAACUACCGGAUCACCAGGGACGUCCGAGAUACAGCACUUGAGCCUUACACAGACCCGUACUGUGAUUAUGAAAUCGAGCGGUUCCAGCGUGGCGGCCAGUACGAGAACUUAAGGGUGCAGUCCACAGAGACAGAUCCGUACUCCAACUACCGGGACCGAGACCAAGAGCGGAAACUGGAGCGCUGGCAGCGGGAGCAGGACCGGGACAAGGAGCGGCAGCGGCAGAAGAAGGAGCGGGAGCAUUGGGAGCGAGACAAGGAGAAGGUCAAACCCCGCUCCCCGAAGAAGGAGACUGCAUCUGCAGGUCCUCAGGUGAAGCAGGCAGAUGAGUGGAAAGACCCUUGGUGCAGAUCCAGGUCUCCCAAGAAGAAACUUGGGGUGUCGGUCUCCCCCAGCCGUGCACGAAGGCAUCGAAAAACAUCGGUCUCCUCAGCCUCUGCCUCCAGCUCCUCCAGGUCCUCCUCGCGGUCAUCCUACUCCUACUCCAGCUCCAGCUCCAGCUCGUCAAGGUCCCAUUCCAAGUCUUCGUCUUACAGCUCCUACUCCAGACGGUCUUCCAGACACAGCUCCUUCUCAGGCAGCCGCUCCAGGUCCAGCUCCUCCUCCUCCUCGCCAUCUCCAUCCCCCCACAGGCCCACCAUCAGAGCCAAGGGGAAGGCAGCCCCGCAGCCGGGGAAAGUGCGGAGGAAGCUGCUGAAGAAGCGCAAACCACCACCUGCCCUGCCUCAGGCCACCAAAACCACUGCCCACAUCCUUGAGCCCCCCAAGCGCAGGGACCCUCGGAAAGCUCGGAGGAAGCAGCGGCAAGCGAGGACGCCCCUGAGGAGGCGGACGCGCAGCAGCAGCAGCAGUGGUAGCCGCAGCAGCUACAGCAGCUACAGGGGCUCAAGUUCCAGAUCCAGGUCCCGCAGCGUGAGCAGUGUCUCCUCCGUGUCCAGUGCCACGUCCAGCAGAAGCUCAGUGCGCAGCGUGGACUCGGAAGACAUGUAUGCUGACUUGCCAAGCCCUGUGUCCUCAGCCAGCUCAGGGUCCCCCACCCCUGCCCAGAGCAGGAAGGAAAAAGCAGGAAAAGAUGUCAUUAAAAAGAAGCGGAAAAGGGACUGGUCUGCACAAUGCACCAAGGCAGGCAGCCAGUCCUCACAGCAGACCUCCACCCCGCAGCAGGCGCGCCCAGGCCAGCCUGCUCCGGCCACGUUCAUUGCCCCAAAGAAGAUCAAGCUGACACUGCUCGACAACGCCUCGGAUAAAGCAGUCAGGAAGCGCUGCGAGCCCUCAGACAAGGACCGGCCCAGCCCCCCUCCAGCCAAGCGAGCCACCCUGUCCCCGGACCGAGCUUCCCGCUACCAGAAAUCGGGGGGCAGGCUUGGCUCCCCGCAGCCUGAGAGGCAGAGAGGACAGAACCCAAAAGCUCCCUCAACACAGCCUGACAGGAAGCGCCAGCUGUGGCCACCACAGGCCAAGGGCUCCAGCAAGGUGACCUGCGUGCCUGGUAAGGCGGGCGCGCCCGGCCUCAAGGCGGCCAAGGCCAGCACGCUGUCUCGGCGCGAGGAACUGCUGCAGCAACUCAAGGCCAUAGAGGAUGCCAUCGCCCUCAAGCGAGCCAAGAUCGCAGGCUAG